Molecule: messenger RNA, 1338 nt
Organism: Spinacia oleracea (spinach)
Lineage: Eukaryota; Viridiplantae; Streptophyta; Magnoliopsida; Caryophyllales; Amaranthaceae
Product: pre-mRNA-splicing factor SPF27 homolog
Exons: 7
Coding region: 165-929 (254 amino acids)
Biological process (GO): mRNA processing
Cellular component (GO): catalytic step 2 spliceosome; precatalytic spliceosome; Prp19 complex
Source: RefSeq, a predicted model, not a curated record
UCACACGUGCUAUUCACCUCCUUUCUCCUCCUCCCGCCUCCUCCUGCUCUUAAAACCCUUCGACCAAAAGCAGCAAAUUGUAGUUGUAUCACCACCUCUACCCGGCGGCUUCUCUGCGAACCAUCUCGAGGCACCGAGGCGCAACAGAGACCGUAGGAACAAAAAUGGCGAUCGAAAAUGUGAAUGGCGACGUAUUGAUGCUCGAGGCACCACCAGACGCCGCACGACCUUGGGCAAGCGCUUCCAAUGCCGAGAUUAUUGAUGCCUUGCCUUACAUCGACGACGACUAUGGAAACCCUGCCAUCAAACAAGAAGUCGACCGCUUGGUUGAGGAAGAGAUGCGCCGAAGUUCCAAGAAACCCUCCGAUUUUCUCAAAGAUCUUCCUCCUGUUCCCAAAUUCAACUUUGAGGAUCACCCAAUGCUUGCUAGAGAAUAUGAGCGAGUCAGGGCUGGGAAGCCUCCAAUGCCACUUGAUACAUCUCGCUACAUACCAGAUGCUCCACCGUUGAAUAAACAGAAUGAUGAAACAGCUUGGAAGCAAGCCCUUCAAAAAGCUCAGCGGUUACUACAGCAUCAGGAGAUAAGGCUGGAAAAUCUGGACCUGAUGUCUAAGUAUGGUCCUGAUGUCUGGAAACACUACAACCAACGGCUUGAGGCGUCUUUAACCAGAUUCCAAGCUAUGGCUGCUGAGCACGGUGAGAAGAUUGAAACUGUGAACAGGGAAAGAAAAUAUCAACAGCAAAAUGCUGGCAAUGAGUUAAAUGUUUUAUCUGCACAAUGGAGGGAGCUUUGUUUGAAGAAUAUCGAGAUUCAAGAAGCUUGUGCAAAAAUUGAAAGCCAUCUUGAAGAACUAAGCAUCGGAGCUGCUGAGAGAGGCUGGAACUUGGAUGUUAACAUGGAGAACGGUUCUUUGGGUCAUGCUCAAUAAUGAGGUUUUUGUUGUUGUGGUAUGCGACAGUACAUAACUCUGCUGCAUUUUCAGCAGUAUUGCCCUCUAGAAGAAAUUAAAAUCACAGCGGUCAGUAGGUGAUGCUUGUGGCAGUUUAAGAUUAUGUAUGUGUUCUGUGCGGGUGCAGAUGUGGGCAUUUUCAGCAAUAUUGCCCUGUAACUCUGCCUUGGCUUUUGCUUGUUCUUGUCCUGGUUCAAGAAUUGGAGACAUGUUGCCUUGUAAGCCAAAUUUAUUCUAUACAAAUGUGAUUUUAGGAGUUAUGGUGCUAUUCCCCAGUGUAAUAGUCCAGGAAGGUAAUAUCAUAGUAUCAAUGUUACAAUUUUACAUUUGGCCAUUAAGAUUUACUAAUCCUGUGAUGUAUGAAUGUAUCUCCCCUCCUUUUCUUCAA